Dreissena polymorpha is the source of this 2135-nucleotide messenger RNA. Its product is annotated as centriolar and ciliogenesis-associated protein HYLS1-like. Gene Ontology annotation, cellular component: non-motile cilium; centriole. Lineage: Eukaryota; Metazoa; Mollusca; Bivalvia; Myida; Dreissenidae. The coding region runs from base 141 to 1145 and encodes 334 amino acids. Gene Ontology annotation, biological process: cilium assembly. The record is from RefSeq and is a predicted model, not a curated record. The transcript is spliced from 10 exons.
AAAAAAAAUUAUUGCUAAUGUUAUUGACAUAAGCGGUUAAAUAUUAAAGAAAUUAAAAACAGUUUUCUAUUCAUUGACAUUUUAGUUUACUUCCAAAGAAAUUGCAAUAAUUUACGGUUUUAGACGAGCACGCAUGAAAGAUGGACGAUGAUUUGGAGUUCACAGAUGAUGAGAUAAGAGAGGAACUGGCCAAGCUUGGGUAUCAUAAUGUCCCCACUUCAAGACUGGCUGAGUUUAAGAAAGAUCUCGGAAAGUUGAUAGCGCAUGAAAGAAGCAAGCAGAGUUCACAAAACACAAGCCUUUCAUCUCACAAGCUGCAAGAUUCAUCAUUGUUCAAUGAUCAUAGCAUACAAGGAGCAAAUCCUCACGCAAGGGUUCCGUUGGAAGAACGUCCCUCUGAUAGACAGGUACGCGACCUGGCAGCAGACAGAAGACAGUAUGCGGAAUGGAAGAGUGGAAAAGAAAACAUGGUCCGAUCAACCUCUCCAACGGAGGUUCACCAUAUACCCCGUAAGCCGGACUCUCACUUCAGCCUGUACAAGGAGGAGACUGAUCUCUCACAGCUGUCUUUGCCAGAUGAUGUGUCUGAGGCUGAUUCAGAAAGGAAAAUGAUGAAACGGAAAAUAUUGAGGAAAGAAAAAGACGGUUCAAAGAGGAUAGACGAGUCCAUGACAGAGAGUGACCUAGGCAGUCUCCAGGAUAUCAAUGAACGAUUGAGGGAGCUUGGCAUAGUGGAUCGUGUGGACUUCUUUAAUAAGAAACGACCCCAGUCAGCCACCAACCAGCCCCCAUACAGACUGUCUCCAGAUGAUCAAAGACCUGCCUCUGUGAUAUUGCGUCGGCCUGAACAUCCGCACACAAAAAACAUCAAGAAGUCGGACCCAGUGGCGCGGUACCAGCAUUUUAGACAGAGUUGGGAUGUACAGAAGGCGCCAGGGGAGAAGAAUCACAAAAACCUUCGCUGGAACGUACGGGAACAGAUGCUGGCACAGGACGUCGUUUAUGAGAAGAAGCCCCAGAAAGUGUAUGUACCCAAUAAGUACACAAUCCCAUCUGACAAGAAACGCCAGGGUCUUCGAUGGCAGAUACGUAUGGACAUGGCCCAGGGUCAACUGCCACAUCAUGGAUUUUUUGCAGAAUACUAAGACGGGGGUUAAAUAGGAACAAUAUGAGCUGAUUCUUGGGAAAACUGGGCUUAAACCAUGUGUGUUAACGGGUUGUCUCAGAUAAGCCCAUGCAGUCUACACAGGUAAAGCAGGGAGGAUACAUUCUGGACAGGGAGGCGGAAUGUGUCAUCCCUGAUUAGCCUGUGCGGACUGGACAUGCUACCAGGUAAUCUUGGACAGCACUUUAUCACAUGCUUUAAGCCAGGAUGGUGAAUAUGCAUGGACAUGGUGAAGGAUUUGGUUCCACAUCAUGGAUUCUUUGCUGAAUACCGAGACUGGGGUUAAUGAGGACUUACAUUCCUGUCACUAGACCAUCGUUACUUAAAAUUGGUUUCUUUAUUUGUUAGUCAAUACAUAAAUGUUUUGACAAUUUGCUAUGUCUGUUGUAGCAUUUUACUAUAGUAGUGUUGAGAUAAUGUUAACAUUAAAAACUUGAUUAGUUGUGUGGCCAACAUUUAGAAUAUGUUUUGCAGGCUGAAAUUGAGGUGGAGACUGUAUCAUUUAGUUACAAGAAUUUCCAUCAAGUGUUUACAUCAGCCUUUGUUUUAAUACAUAACCUAUAUUGACAGCAUUUAAGCUCUCAACUUGUGUAACCAGACAACCCUGUUUAUGGGCAGGGUAGAUGAAUUUGUAUUUUACAUGUAAAAUGGCUAUGUUGUGUAAAUAAGUAUUUUUAAAUUAUUGUGUACAUACAUAUUCAUAACCAAGAACUUACACAAUGUGUCAGGCAACUAAAGUACACUUGUUCUGUUGUUUUCGCAAAAUUUAUUCCAAACAUAACUUUCUGUUAAUCUCAAAUUAUAAAAAUAUAGACUUCUUGACCGAAAACUGCCUUUCUUCUAUGCCGUCCACGAUAUAUUUUUUUAAUUCAUGCUUGUUUACUGGUAUUUGUUUGAUCAUUGUUAAUCAUGAAUAUUUUAGCAAGAAAAACAUUUUUAUUGUUUGUAAUAAACACUUUUGAGUAAUGUA